AUGACUUGCAGUGUGGCUUGGGAUGUCGAUGUCGUUGAGGUCAGGAGGAAGCUGACGGCUAAUCUCCUCCCCGAUGCUAUUGCCAUCAUCGACUGCCUCAUUGCUCUGGAACCCAACGAUAAGGACCUCCCCCUCCUCAAGGCCCACCUACAUAGCCACGUUGGCAACCCUGAUGCCGCUAAGCAGUUGUUCGAGGAUCUCAUCUCCAAGAACACCUUCCUUGUGAAAGCCUAUCACGGCCUUGUCAUGGUGGCUUAUGAGUACCAAAGCGGCACAAAGCUUGAGGUUGUCCACAAAAGAGUUGAGCGUGAGAUCGAGAUGUUCAAGAGGAAGAUUAGGGUUGUCAAAGGGAAGUAUAACGAUGCACUCAAGGUGUAUGAGAGAAUGGUCACAGAAGAGCCGAGGGAUUUCAGGCCGUACUUUUUCCAGGGGAUCAUAUAUUCGAUGCUGAAGAAGAACGAUGAAGCUGAGAAGUAG
Molecule: messenger RNA, 477 nt
Organism: Dioscorea cayenensis subsp. rotundata (Guinea yam)
Lineage: Eukaryota; Viridiplantae; Streptophyta; Magnoliopsida; Dioscoreales; Dioscoreaceae
Product: protein SLOW GREEN 1, chloroplastic-like
Exons: 3
Coding region: 1-477 (158 amino acids)
Molecular function (GO): protein binding
Source: RefSeq, a predicted model, not a curated record